GUCAUCUAGCACGUCCUGUCUGAGUGUUUAUAACCUCAACAUGACCUCUCAUAGCGGACGUUUAGUGCAUGUUGCCUGUGAAUUAAACUAACGGCGUUGUGGUGUUUAAAACGUGUAACAGCGUCAACAAGGAGAAAAACAACAACAACAUGGCGUUAUAACUGCUUAUAGUGCGCACUGAGGAAUACAUUUACAUUUACAGCAUGUGACAGACUCUUAUCCAGAGCGACACACAGAAGUGCUUACAGUACGUCUCUAUCGCUGGAAGUUGAAGUGUUUCCUAAUACGUCGGUCCAGUGAAAAUAGCCCGUGACUCACAGCUGUUACUGAGUUACACAUUACUAACGUUUCAUUUCGGAAUAAACUGGAAGUGAUUUUCUACAGGAGCAAAACUUCCAGCUGCUGCGGUGUCCAGUGACUCAGCUGUUACUGAGCUACACAUUACUAACAUUUCAAACUUCCAGCUGCUGCAGUGUUUUUGUUUCAGAAUGGGGAUCCUGGGAGGAGAGAUAACUAUUCACAAUAAAACUCAGUACAAAUGGACCGCUGCAUCGAGUCUCAGGAGCCUUGGCCCAAGUCUGACAUAUAUAUUACAUUCACAGUUGGAGGAUAUAAAAAAAGAGUUCAAGAAAUCUUUGUACCCGUCACCUUUGUCAGAACAAUCUACAUCAAUGUGAAGUAUGGCGAGUGCUCAGAGAGAGACUGCUACAAAAAUCCACAUUUGUGGUACAGGUUUGAUCCAAAAGAUGAUCCAUAUUUCACAAUUCGAGAGAGUGGAGACCACGAGCAAAUACAUCUGGACUGUGAUACACAUUAUGAGAAGAAGAAGUCAACAUGCCCAAAUUAUGGGAAAAUUGAAGAUGAUGACAGAGAGGCAGAAGAGCAACGUAGACAAAAAGAGGAGCGGCGUAGACAAGAAGAGGAGCGGCGUAGACAAGAAGAGGAGCAGCGUAGACAAGAAGAGGAGCAGCGUAGACAAGAAGAGGAGUGGCGUAGACGGGAAGAGGCGCAGCGUAGACAAGAAGAGGAGCGGCGUAGACGAGAAGAGGAGCGGCGUAGACGAGAAGAGGAGCAGCGUAGACAAGAAGAGGAGCAGCGUAGACAAGAAAAGGAGCGGCGUAGACAAGAAGAGGAGCAGCGUAGACGGGAUGAGGCGCAGCGUAGACAAGAAGAGGCGCGGCGUAAACAAGAAGAGGAGCGGCGUAGACAAGAAGAGGAGCAGCGUAGACAAGAAAAGGAGCGGCGUAGACAAGAAAAGGAGCGGAAUAGACAAGAAGAGGAGCGGCGUAGACAAGAAGAGGAGCAGCGUAGACAAGAAGAGGAGCGGCGUAGACAAGAAGAGGAGCGGCGUAGACAAGAAGAGGAGCAGCGUAGACGGGAUGAGGCGCAGCGUAGACAAGAAGAGGAGCGGCGUAGACGGGAUGAGGCGCAGCGUAGACAAGAAGAGGAGCGGCGUAGACAAGAAGAAGAGCGGCGUAGACGGGAUGAGGCGCGGCGUAGACAAGAAAAGGAGCGGCGUAGACAAGAAGAGGAGCAGCGUAGACGGGAUGAGGCGCGGCGUAGACAAGAAGAGGAGCGGCGUAGACAAGAAGAGGAGCAGAGGUGUAGACAAGAAGAGGAGCGGCGUAUACAAGAAGAAGAGAGGCGUAGACAAGAAGAGGAGCGGCGUAGACGAGAAGAGGAGCAGAGGCGUCAGGCUCAACUUGAACGUGAACGGCAAAUUGAGGAACAGAUUAGAAGGGAAAGUGAGCUUGCCAUUAAGAAGCUUUCACAAACCACAAAGACACUGAAGCAGAAACAGAGGCUGAGAGGCCAUGAGCUCCAUCACCAAACUCAUAUAAUGCAACAGCCUCUGGAGGCUGAAAUUGAAAUAGAUGAGGUUCCAGAAAUAGAAAAUAAAUUCUCAGAGCUCCUGUGUGAAUAUCAAAUAACUGAUGAGGAAGACUCAGAGGAGACAUUAGAAGACAGGAUGAAAACCCUACAAAAUGAGUUAAUGGUGGAGUACUGUAAGAAACACGACCUGUCCAGUAGCUGCAUGUUUUCUUUCAACACUGCAGUUGGUCAUGAGACUUUACCUCUACAUGAUAGACUGACAGUGCUUGAGACAGUACUGCAGUUAGUUUUCGAGAAGGAUGAAAAUGACCACAUACAUAAACAUGAUUGUGAUUUCCUCUUGGAUGUGCUCGAACUGUUGCAAGACGAUCAUCCAUCACUCGCGUUUAAUCUUUUACAGAACGUUCUUCAAACUGAUAUGCAACUUUCUACACAAAGUAACGAAAUUCUGUGUCAGAUUGCGUUCAACAACACAUGGAAUCUGGCAGAAAUAACAGCUUUCAUGCGUUAUGUUGUCAGGAAUGACAAAGACCAAGUGCAGGCAAUACUUCACAUUGCACAGACCUACAAGUUGGAGUAUGGGAAUGUCCUCAAUGUUUUAGAUAAAUCUGAACCCCUCAUAUGGCUGAAAGGGUAUGUUGACACAGAGAGACACAAAAAUGCUGAUACUAUUAUUAGUGAAAUGCGCAACUCAAACUACCCUGAGAAUGUCCUGACAAUACUAGAGGAUGUUCUGGUUUAUCUGGAAAAAGAGCUUCCAAAACACAAAAGAACAGAUCUCCAUAAAAAUGAUAUUCUGAGUGUAAAGAAAAUGGUUAAAGAACUGAAUUUUACCAACCCAGACAGACAAGUUCUCAAAAGUGUUCUAGUGCAAAUGUCACUCGCAGUAAAAAUGUGCUCUGCUGUCACUAUUCAAAAAGGUAAAGAGGAAAAAGUCAUUGAAGGAUAUCUUCCCAGAUUAACUCAAAUUGCAGCCGUGGUGGCUUUCCUGCUUCCAAAAUCAAAAAACAAAACAGGUUGUCUUCUUGAAAUUGGGACAGGUGAAGGGAAAUCUUGUAUAUUAGCCAUGCUUGCUGUGAUCCAUGCCAUGCGUGGUGUGAAGGUGGACAUUGUGACGAGCUCUCCAGUCCUUGCUCGUCGUGAUUUAGAGGAAUGGAGCAAACUUUACAAGAUGUUCAACAUAACGUCAUCAGCUGUUCCUCCAGUGCUGAAUGAUGUCUCAUCUGAAAAACAAGAAGAAAUGACUCAGGAAGCAUACAAACAAGAUGUAGUGUAUAGUACUGUUGGAACAUUUGCAGCAGAUACACUGAAACAAGAGUUUGAGAAGAAAACAACUCGAGGAGACAGGAGGUUUGAGAUGGUCCUUGUGGAUGAGGUUGACUACAUGACCUUGGAUAAUGGAGUUCAAAUAACAUUUCUGUCCCAUGAGUCCAGCGGACUCCAACAUUUGGAACAAGUCCUAGCAAGCAUCUGGGCCAUAAUAUCUGCAUGUCGACCAAUUGAGGAGGAAGAAACUGGAGAGACCAUGUGGGCAACAAGAGUCCAGAGUUUUCACACAACUGCCCUGAUAGCAAUGAUUGGUUCUGAUAAAAAUGAUAGAUUUUCACCACUGGAAAUUCUGUUGCCAGGCAUUGAAUUAGGCUUUUACUCAGAGGAAGAUUUUGAAAAUUUGCAGGUCUCUAUUAAUGAAGAAGGUGAAAAGAAACAAGGAGACAUUGAAAAUGAGGCAUGGAAGACCAUCAUGGCCAAAACAGGAAUAGAACAACAAUAUGAUCUGCUCAAUGUUCUUGAGAUGGGGAUGGAGGACAAGGUGGCAUUUAACUGUUAUGUUUAUCAGCCAGAAACAAGAAAAGUGACUCAGUUUGGAGAGCAAAAGACAAAAACUGACCAAAACAUCAACAUGCUGCUACUUGAGAAUGGAAAAGCUUGUGAGAUGCUGUCUGAAAAUUUGCUCAUUGAAGCCACUGUUAGCCAGUUGAAAUCCAAAAUUAAAUACUCACAACAAUGUAGGUCAGAAGAAGAUAAAGAAUCACUUGUAAUCCCUUCUUUCUUAGAGAAAUAUCUGGAAAAUCAGCUGCCACUGUUUGUUGAGAAUGCACUGAAGGCCAUUCAGAUGACCAAAGGCAGAGAGUACAUGAUUGAGAGAUCUCUAAAAGCUCAUGGAAUAGAUGUUGAUGAAGAUGAUCAACACAUGUACCAUGCAAUAAUCCCAGUGGACUUUCAGGCUAGUGGAAUGCUGGAGAAAAGAAAACGAUGGGGUGAUGGACUACAACAAUUUCUGGAGAUGAAGCAUCAACUAACUUUAUCUCCAUUAUCAAAUGUGACAAACUACAUGUCUAAUUCAAAUUUCUUUAAAAGAUAUCUCCUGGGGAAAGGGAUAUUUGGUGUUUCUGGAACACUAGGCGGAGAUGCAGACAAGGGUUUCCUGGCAAGACAUUACAAAACGGAUAGCUGUGUCAUACCACCUCAUCAACGUCAGAAGGUUACUGAGCUGCCUGCAGUACAAGUGAGGGGAGGUACUGACCAGUGGAUCCAAACUAUUUGUGCCAUAGUCUCAAAAGUGUCUAAACGAGGACAGGUGGUGUUAGUCGUGUGUGAGGACGUCAACACAGCAAAUGCACUCAAUGACAAAAGUGCAGCAGAAACUAAACAUUCAGUUACCAUGUACACGAUGAGGGAGUGCCACAACAUUGAGAACCAGGAGUUCGGCAAGGGACGGAUCAUUAUUACCACUAACCUUGGAGGACGUGGGACAGACAUUAAGGUCACAGAAGAGGUUAACCGCUGCGGUGGUCUCUUUGUGCUACUCACAUACUUCACCAAUAACCGAAGAGUCGAGAAACAAGUCUUUGGACGAACAGGUCGAAAAGGCACCCCAGGGAUGGUCCAGGUAAUACUGAACCAUGAUCUUCUGGCCAUGGCCUACCGAGGCCAUACUACUGAAGUCAUGAGGGAACUGAGAGAAGAAUAUGAAGUUAAUCGAAUAAAAGAAAUGGAGAAGGAGAAAUUAGCAGAAAUUGAAAUGAAGGAAGAGCUGUUCUUUACAUUUUGUCAGGUUCUUAGUGAUUUUGACAAGCAAUAUAGGACAAUAGAGAAGAUAGAUCUCUUUGAUGUGGAAAUUAAAGAUGUCCAUCAUUCCUUUGAAUCUUUUCAGAGUAAGAUGGACUAUCACCCAGCACUGAAUGCUUUGAAGGAAUCAUGGGGUAUGUGGCUGAUACUUCAUACAGACCAGAUUAACAUACACAGUGACCUUACACACCUGAAAAAAGACCUAAUCCAGAACUUGCAGGACACAAGUAACAAACUUUUACAAGGUCACAGUGAAAACCUUUAUGACCACAUCCAGCAGGCAUUAGGAAGAACUGCCUUGCAUCAUCAAAACAAAAAUAAAUGUGACUAUGGAGCGAAAACUUACUGGAAAAAAGCCUCUGACUCAGACAACUACUACAGAGCUGUUGCACUGUAUAAUCAGGCCUACAUUACCAUUAACCUGGCCAAAGAGGGCUACAAAACUGAGGCAUGUUCCUUACUCAAGGAGGCAGAGAAAACCUUAGAUGUUUACAUAUCUGAAACAACCAGAACAUUGAGUUUCUGUUCUUUGUCUGUUACUCAAGAUUUUGAACCACACCACAGUGGCAGCUGUAACUUACAAAUACAAAUGCAGGCAAGGAUGAACAUAUUUAACUCAUGGAAACAAAAUAUCAAAAAAAUACUUGACAUGCUUGGAUCAGGCAGUGGAGACUUCAAAACUGUGGACUUGACUCUUUAUAGUUUAUCAAAUGAGGAGGAUUUUGUGUCUUCUAGUGAACUCGGCCUCUUUCGUAAUUAUGGCCUUGCACUUGUGUUUGAGGUGAAACAAAAGCCCAAAUUCUCAUUUGAUGCCCUGCUUUGUUGUUUUCUCGGUGUGCUUCAGGUUGUAGCAGGAGUUCUGGUGUGCACUCUGUCAGCUGGUUCCAUGUCCUCAUUUGGUCUUGGCUUGAUCUCAGAAGGCGUGUCUGAUAUGAUCAGUGGAGUCAUGGGUAUGAUAAAUGGCACAUUUGAUUGGGCAUCGUGGGCGAUAUCUAAAGCAAUAAGUAUAGGAAUCUCUUUGGCCUGUGGGGGAUUCAGUGUUCUCAAAAGAUCAUUCUCUGCUGUGAAAAAUGCUGCACGUAAUAUUCUCAAUGGCACCAAAUCCCUAAAAAGUGUUGCAUGUAAUGCCAUCCGAUCAGGAAAAAACAUGUUUGUUUCAGCAUGUAAAUCCACCAAAUCAAUGGUGUCAUCAAUAUGUAUGAAAAAUCUCUCAUCUACUGCAGUCAAACCAAUUUUGAAACAAUCCUGUAAAUAUGCUUUUCAGGAAUUGGCAAUUCAAGGAGUAAACACUGCUUUGAACAAAAGCAUUGAUGCUACAGUCCAAAAGACUUUCCAACAAGGAUUUCAAAAUACUUUUAAGGAAUCUGUAUGUUCAACAUUACACCAAAAUAAAGAGUUUGUUCGAGCACUUGCAGAUUUCAUCAGCUCAGGAAUUCCAAAGUCUGCCUUGCAGAAAGAAUCUGGUUUUUACAGGAUCCACAGAAACCUAGAGAAGGAAAUGAUGGACCAUACGGUUUACAAUACAAACCUUGCCAUGAAUGAUCUCAUGGUAAACUGUGAACAGAUACAUAAUGUGAUUAACAUACUCUCACAAGUAUGGGACAAAUCAGCAGAGCAUUUUGCACACCAACCUCAAACCUGCAUCAAGACUCUUCUGACUGCUGCAAGUAUGUCCACUACCAUUUAUGAAAUGUACUCCUCCAUUCCUACUAAACAGACCAUUGAUGACAAUUUUGUUCCUUCAUUUUUGAAGUCUAUGCAUAAAGAAGCUUUAUUUGAGACAUAUGACAAUGAUGGAAGGGACGGACUGAUAGAUGUGGAACGGCUUAAAAAUCAUCUCAUUGAUGAAAUUUCUGAAGUUCUUUCCCAAAUCAUGGUGGAGAGAUUUUCUGGGUCUGCCACCUCCUUGUUUACAAAAACAUUUACUCAACGAUUAAACUCUGUUACUGGAAAAGUAGUGGGUAAUUUACUGGGUAGGCAUGAAACCCAAUGUUUCUUUGUCAAUCAGCAGCAUCAUCAUGAUCUGAAAUCUGCCACUAAAUGCAAGGAAAGGCCUUUGUCUGAGGAAGAAAUAAAUGAGCUCAAGUGCUACGCUAAUACUGUAACUGAUGAACAAAAGCCAGCAACAGCUUUAGAAUUUCAUGUACUCACAAAGAGUAACUUGCUGGUUGGAAAAGGAAUUUGUCUUACUGUCAUAGAUGAUCAAGGAAAAAUUCUCACAGAGGAGACUUACCCAGGAACUGACCCAGGAGCUGGUACUAUCAAACUUCUGCUGACAAAAACACCUCAAACUUCUCCAGGAACAAGAGGAACAUGGAGUAAACUGCAUCAAAGGGCCAUGGGUAUAGACACACCUGUCAGUGGCCACAUUGAUAUUAUACGACCUGAACGGCUCUCGGGAAAUUGUGAACUCCACAAAUCAGAACUGUCUGUUUCAUGCUGUCAUCCAAGCAACAACUAAAGACCCAAAUGAUGUUGUACAACAAAAAGCCAUAGAACUCAGGAGCAAAGUCAGUCAGGAGAUUCUAGCCAAACCAUACAAAUACCAUAAGGCUGUGAAAAUUCAGAAUAUGUUCAACAGAACAAACAGCUCCAAUAAAUUUAAAAUCGAAGCUGGAAUAAGGGAAGGAGACCAGGAAAAGUUUGAAAGUUUUAUCAAAAACAUGACUCCAGAGGAAAUUAUUAAUGCUUACCACUUGGGAAAAGUGGCAGAAUAUGAGAGCCUUUUGGACAUGGACAAACCCACUACAGGAGUCAUCGAAGCAGACCACAUUCCACCAAAGAGUAGUUUAAUAAAACUUAUAAGAAAUCCAGAAAUGGUGAAAUCACUCAAAAACAACAACAAGGCAGCCUAUGAUUUAGUGAUGAGCAUGAGAGAGGACCAGAAUGGAAAAAAGCAGCUCUGCAUGAACACGCUCUACUCGGAUCAUCGAAGUGCCCUGACCAGCGGCAACAGUUCUGAAGCCAGAGCAAGCAGAGAUUUGCUGACAAAAACCUUAGUAAGUGGAGACAUGGAGAAAUUGCUGAAGCAGUCAUUCAUACUGGCUCACCCGAGAUGUUCAGAGCACAUCCGGAAUAGUUUUGGAAUAAAACAUAACACUGAAACCAAGAAUUCUGGACUGUCUGACUGUCACAAAUAUUACAAGGAUGGUUUUGACAAACUUGUAUGUGAAUACAGCAGGAAGAGGCUGAUCGACCAAAACCAAACAGAUCGCCUGAUGCAGUGGGUGAAAGAAGAGAGAUAUUUAGACACAUCUGCAGUGGAGUAUGAUGAAAUUAAAGGAGCUAUAAACAACAGAAACAGAAGAAACACAGACCACAUGAGGCCAAAUUAUCAGCGUCGUGAGCUGUAAUGUUCACGUCUGUGUUAAGAUCAGUGUUUGACUGAAAAAGAAACAAACUUAAAGGAAAGAAAUCUCUACAUGUAAUGACAAUACAUUAAUGUUAACUUUUAUCUUUCUUAAAUAUUUUAUUCUUGCAUAAAUGUUAAUAAA
Molecule: messenger RNA, 8396 nt
Organism: Tachysurus fulvidraco (yellow catfish)
Lineage: Eukaryota; Metazoa; Chordata; Actinopteri; Siluriformes; Bagridae
Exons: 11
Coding region: 539-7363 (2274 amino acids)
Biological process (GO): protein import; protein targeting
Cellular component (GO): membrane
Molecular function (GO): ATP binding; ABC-type protein transporter activity
Source: RefSeq, a predicted model, not a curated record